Molecule: messenger RNA, 2856 nt
Organism: Anopheles moucheti
Lineage: Eukaryota; Metazoa; Arthropoda; Insecta; Diptera; Culicidae
Product: protein I'm not dead yet-like
Exons: 9
Coding region: 167-1924 (585 amino acids)
Biological process (GO): monoatomic anion transmembrane transport; citrate transport
Cellular component (GO): membrane
Molecular function (GO): succinate transmembrane transporter activity; citrate transmembrane transporter activity
Source: RefSeq, a predicted model, not a curated record
CGCCGGUGCGGUCGCGCGUGUUGGUGUGUUUUCCGUUGUGCAGCCGCGCGCAACGGUUCAACGUUUGAAAAUAAGUGCUACGGUUGCAGUUCGGCGUGUGUGCAAUUGCACCGGGCGUGGUGGAACGAAGCAGAGCCACCGUCUUAUGGUCAGUUAGGGAGGCACGAUGGUCGACCAGAAGGAACGCGACUUGGAGGAGGCUGUAGCGAUGGAAUCGGUAGCGGCACCACGUGUUGGUUGCUGUCGGAGAACGUCCAAGUUCAUUGGAGCGUACUGGCGGUCGAUGGUGGUCAUCGUUGCACCGAUGAUUGCCUCGCUAGUGUUCCUGAUUGAUACUUCGGCCGCGUAUCGGUGCAUGUUUGUCGUGGUGACGAUGUCCCUCUACUGGGUGACGGAAGCGAUCCCCCUGCCUGUAACGUCCAUGCUCCCGAUCGUACUGUUCCCUGUGCUGGGUGUACUGGAAACGGACCGUACCUGUAUGAUGUACAUGAAGGAAACGAUGCUGAUGUUCAUUGGCGGUAUCAUUAUCGCGCUGGCGGUAGAGUUCUGCAAUCUGCACAAGCGUGUCGCAUUGAAGGUGAUCUCCGUGAUCGGAUGUAGCCAGAGGCGGCUUAAUUUCGGCCUCACCGUAGUAACGAUGUUCGUGUCGAUGUGGAUCUCGAACACGGCCGCCGUUGCCAUGAUGUGCCCAAUUAUGCAGGCCGUGCUGGAGGAGCUGGAAUCGCAAGGACUGUGCCAGAUGUACGAACGCAGGAAGAAAACGGGCGAAGAGGAAGGCAUGCUUGGCAAGGAAAAGGUGGACGAUGAAACCCCUCGGCCAACGAAAACGACCCUCUGCUACUUCCUCGGUGCAGCUUAUGCGUCCACCCUUGGUGGCUGCGGUACGAUCGUGGGCUCCGGUGUGAAUCUCACCUUUAAGGGCAUCUACGAGAGUCGCUUCCCGACGGCACCCGGUAUCGAUUUUCCGAAGUUUAUGUUCUACAAUGUGCCCGGCAUGCUGGUCUACACGUUCCUCACCUGGGUUUACCUGCAGUGGCUGUACAUGGGCAUGUUCAGACCGAACAGUCCCGAGGCAAAGGCAGCUGACAUUGGUGCGGAGGGAGAAGCGGUCGCAAAGCGUGUCAUCGAGACGCGUUACAAGGAGCUGGGACCGAUGACGUCGCACGAGAAGAGCGUUGCGUUCCUGUUCAUCGUUGCGGUGGUACUGUUCUUUACCCGUGAGCCCGGAUUCAUCAAGGGUUGGGCGGAUGUGCUGAAUACGGUCAAAAUCAAGGAUGCAACACCGGCCAUGUUUAUUGUGAUAGUGCUAUUUAUGAUCCCAGCGAACUGGCGCUGUUUUAAGUUCUGCUGCGGCAAACCAGGACGCCUCCCAACCGAAGCAACUCCAGGACUGAUCACGUGGAAGUUCAUCAACCAGAAGGUACCGUGGAGUCUAAUCUUCCUGCUCGGCGGUGGAUUUGCGCUGGCGGAAGGAGGUCGCGUGUCUGGAAUGUCCACCCUGCUUGGUCAAUCUUUGAUCGGUUUGAAGGCACUUCCACCGUUGCUGUUGCUCUUCGUGGUGUGUCUUACGGCACAGACACUGACUGAGUUCACCUCGAAUGUGGCUAUCUGCAACGUUAUAUUACCCGUGCUAGCCGAAAUGGCAAUUGCGAUCGAGAUCCAUCCGCUGUAUUUAAUGUUCCCGGCAGCGAUGUCGUGUAGCUUUGCGUUCCACAUGCCAGUAGGAACGCCACCGAAUGCGAUCGUCGCCGGUGUUGGUAACAUUGCGAUCAAGGACAUGGCUGUGGCCGGUAUUGGACCGUCAAUAUUUACGCUGCUCGUUAUCUGGGCAAGCUUCCCAACGUGGGGUGCCGUCGUUUACCCGGAGCUAGCUACUUUUCCCGACUGGGCCCGACCCGUCUUGGCGAAUGCAACGCUAAAUUAAGUACCGAAGGAUAACAGCUAACAGUGACAUAGUUUAUUUUUGAUCUUUUUUUCCUCCUCCACGCAUGUGGAAGCAAGGCCUGAAGGUAGACCAGAUGUAAAAUACUUCGGUAAUAUACCUUCCGGGAGUAGGCAAUCGGAUUCACAUACCUGUGCGGCUUUGGUACGUGCGUUAUUUUUAUGUUAGAAUACGUUCCAAAACAUGUGCCAAAAGAAGCCAAGCUGGUCGAGUGUAGGGACCACGGUGUAAAGCAUUUAUUGGGAAAAUGAAAACAAACUGCCAAACCGUGGUUGAUCCAUGGACACAAGAAGCGGUGCAGUUCCAUAAAGCAUUUGGCUAGUGGAGUUUGACUUAGAGCGGCUUGACACUUUGCUUGCAGAUGGAACACAAAACGAAAGGAACACGAUAUGUUUUUAAAAAAAAAAAAUUAUUUUAAUCUUGCUACUCUGCUGUACAUCGGUACUUAGAAAAUGCAUGUAACAAAUUAGACAGUGCCUAGUGAAGACGCAUUAAACAAAGAAGCAUCGAAUUAGCUGCCUGGUCGGAGCCCAUUCUUAUGUUCGAGUCUUCCAGUGUGAAACAAACUAACAGAGGAUCAUACGUUAAAAUUUCAGUGCGAAGAAUGUGCAACUGGCCAGGGCAGCAGCAAUGAGCGAACAAUGAGCUACUUAGUGUAAAUUAGUGACUGAGAUGGGACAGAUUUUAUUGUUCUUUCUAAAUACAUAAAUACACACACAAACACCUCCCAGGACGAAGAAGACAUUAAGUGUGAUGAACAUUAGAGUGGUAUCACUACGUUUAUUGUUUUGUUUGCCCGUUGUACAAUGAUAGGAACAAACGCAUGAACAGCGACUAAAAAUAUGCAAAACUCUGCUAGAAUGGCUAGAAAUUAUUAGAGAUAAUAAAUAAAUAUACGAUUAUUGUUAACGAGA